Messenger RNA from Syngnathoides biaculeatus (alligator pipefish), 2210 nucleotides. RefSeq names its product SprT-like N-terminal domain (gene sprtn). Bases 250 to 1803 code for a protein of 517 amino acids. Gene Ontology annotation, biological process: DNA repair. Gene Ontology annotation, molecular function: metalloendopeptidase activity; polyubiquitin modification-dependent protein binding; single-stranded DNA binding. The record is from RefSeq and is a predicted model, not a curated record. The transcript is spliced from 5 exons. NCBI's taxonomy places the organism in Eukaryota, Metazoa, Chordata, Actinopteri, Syngnathiformes, Syngnathidae. Gene Ontology annotation, cellular component: nucleus.
AUUACUACCGGAUUCAUUUGCCUUGUGCUAUGUUAUCUUUACAAUAUUUUAGCAGCGUUUGUUGUCUGUUACCCGGCGAGGCUAGUCGGGGUUUUAGUUUUCUUUUUUCUUUUUUUUUUUCGAUUGUUAUUAUUUUGGCAAUAAAUCCCGACGGAGUUUAAGUUUGACAGCCCCAGUUGAAGUGUGGGAGCGUCACUUUUGGGAAGUCUGUAAAAAUAAAACUGGUAUUUUCCAUGAUUCCGACGUGACAUGGAUCGCGACUAUUGCCUCGCGCUGCAGCUUCAGGAGCAGUUCGACAAUGAAGCGAACGACGUGGAUCUGGACGGCGACGCCGGUGGCGGAGGGCCGACGGUCCCCUGGAAGCCCGAGAAACCGCUGUCCAUCGUGGACGCGUCGUGGGAGACCCUGGACCCCACGCCCGACCUGCGCGCGAUGUUCCUGGAGUUCAACGACAGGUUCUUCUGGGGCAAACUCAGCGGGGUGGAGGUCAAGUGGAGCCACAGGAUGACCCUGUGCGCGGGCCUGUGUUCCUACGAGGGUCGCGGCGGACUCUGCUCGAUCCGGCUCAGCGAACCUCUGCUCAAGCUCAGACCCCGGAAAGACUUUGUGGAGACCCUGCUGCACGAGAUGAUCCACGCGCUGCUGUUCGUGACGCAGAACAACCGAGACCGCGACGGCCACGGGCCCGAGUUCGUCAAGCACAUGAACCGCAUCAACAAGGAGAGCGGCACCAGCAUCACCGUGUACCACAACUUCAACGACGAGGUGGACGUGUACCGCCAGCACUGGUGGCGCUGCGACGGGCCCUGCCGGACGCGCGGGCCUUACUUCGGCUUCGUCAAGAGGUCCAUGAAUCGGGCGCCCUCGGCGCUGGACCCCUGGUGGGAGGACCACCGGCGGACGUGCGGGGGCAACUACACCAAAGUGAAGGAGCCCGAGGGCUACGGCAAGAAGGGGGGCAAAAAAGGCGCAAACGUGUCCCCCAUUGGAAAACCUGCGAUUUCAGGAACGCGGCAGGACGUGAAAGCGUUCAGCGGCCGAGGCUUCGUCCUGGGCGGGAAGCCCCCCUCCGCGUCCGACUCCCCCGGCCCCUCCUCCAAGUCUUCCGGCAGACCCGACACGCCUUUUCCUCCGGCUCGAGCCGGUCCCGCGGUCGUGCCCGCGGCGCCGCAGAAACGCAAGAUCACCAAGACGUCCGUCGCUAACACCAAAGCGUUUGUCAACGUCAAUGGAUCGCCGGUCAAGAUCUCCGAGUUUCACGGCCGUCGCGGGGACGAUGACGCCGUCGGCGGUCCCGGUAGGAUUCAAAGCCCCGGUGGCACCAAACACGUUGGCAGUCGUGGCAGUGACAGCGUCGGUGGCGGGCGUGGCGCCGGCAAGGGUGAAGAUCCGCAUAGACUGAAGCAGACGUCCAUUGGUGCUUUCUUCAACAACACGUCAGCGAUGUCAUCCAUCGCAGAGUCGCCAACCAGAACUUUAACUUCAGUCACUCCACCCGCACCUAUGAAUCACCCCAACGACGAUACGUCGAGCUCAUCGGCGUCGCCGGUCGAGCGUCCGGGCGGUGCGUCCGCUGCCACGCCAACGCGGAAAAAGAAGAGACCUCCGGGCGAGUCGGCCGACGUCUUCGAGCUUUUCAGCAAGAAGCUGAAGACGGAUCCGGAAGAAGCCGAGGAAUCGGCGGCGAGUCGUAGCUACGCCGCGUCGUCGCCUUCCGCGGUGCUGAUGGUCCGGUGUCCCGCGUGCCAGGCCCGGGUGCCGGAGUCCAACAUCAACGAGCACCUGGACUCCUGCCUCUGCUGAACCGGCAGAACCGCCCGAGGUGGGGAUUAUUCCAAAUUUAUGAAUUGCCGUGUUUGUCGUUUCCGCACUGCGUCACACUGACGGCUGUUCCUUUUAUUUUGACACUUGUAAAACUUAGGAAAAGAAUUCAGAAUUCAAGUCGAGGUCUUUAUCCUCACAAGUGGAUUUUUAAUAAGCAUACAUGGCACCGUUAUCUACAGUCCAGACCAAAAUUACUUAAUAGUGGUGCGGUGUCCAUUAUUAGUGGUAUAAAAAAAAAUGCUCAUUUUAAUAUUGCAGAAUAUUAUCCAUAAAUAAGCCAUGCAUGAUUGUGUGUGUGUCGGGGGGGGGGGUUAUUAAAAUACUGACAAUAUAAUUAUCUGUAUACAGAAGUAUCAAGAACAGAAACAGCUCAGACACUCUGUGUG